This is a messenger RNA of Paramecium tetraurelia, 1155 nucleotides long. RefSeq lists its product as uncharacterized. Gene Ontology annotation, molecular function: RNA polymerase II-specific DNA-binding transcription factor binding. Gene Ontology annotation, biological process: regulation of transcription by RNA polymerase II. Gene Ontology annotation, cellular component: nucleus. NCBI's taxonomy places the organism in Eukaryota, Ciliophora, Oligohymenophorea, Peniculida, Parameciidae. The transcript is spliced from 2 exons. The record is from RefSeq and is a predicted model, not a curated record.
AUGUUUGAAUAAGAUUAUUACAAAAGAAUAAUCAAUAAGUAAACCCCUCCAAACAGAGGCAUGAUUAAUACAGCCAAGCCUUGGUUUCCUGAACUCAAACAUCGCUUGGCUGUUAAAGAUUACGAUUAUAAAUUUUUUGCUCUGCCUCCUAAUAAGAUGGUAUCUUUGAUGAAGAAAGAAAAGCUCAGCAUUCCAACCGAUAACCAAAUUAGGGAAUUCUUAAGAAAUCAUUCCCUUAAACAUUUAGUUCAUUAUAAUGCAGACGAUUAUAAAAAUGUAGAAGACAUUUAACCGUUCCAAUGUCUAUCCUAAAAAAACAUCAACCAAAACCAUCGUAAAUUUAUUAAAUAACCUUAACAAAACAUUAAGGGAUUUUUCUUUGACUAAAAACCAAAAACUGCUCAAUAAAAUUUAGAAACCUAAACAUCUUUAUAAUAUUCAAAAAUAAGAGAGUUACAAUCAUAAAAUCUUUAAAAUAGACCAAAGAAGGAGAUGCCCUUCUAAGAUAUCUGCUAAGAAAAAUCUAAAUUGAAAUUUCAUGAAUUAUCAGUUAAAUCUACCCCAAGAUUAAAUCCUACAAUUUCAAGAUGUUUUCCAAGCGUAAAUAAAAUGAAAAAUUACAGAAAAGUCAACUUAUUGAUGCGUUCCUUAAAGAAAAUUAAAUUACUUAACCUCACUAUACCUUAGAUUAUGAAAUAAUAGAUAUUUCAGCGAACAGCAUUCGCAUCCUAGUAUUCAAAGGAAUUUAUUUUUGCUGCAAAAUAGAACAACAUCAAUUAAAUUUAAAAUUUGUUAUAGACAAAUCCAUUUUUAGUGUUUCAAUAUGAUUUUUACAAUAUGACAGCUCUUCAUUGGGCCUGUAAAAAUGGUCAUUUGGAGAUAGUUAAAAUCUUACUGUAACAUCAUGCUGACUUUGAUGCUCUUGAAGUCAUGAAUAGAACUCCAUUAAGUAUUGCAAUACAAGAAAAUUAACAAGAAAUUGUUAAAUUGCUUUUGACAUAUGGUGCCAAUCCUUGGAGUACUAUACUAACUGAUUUGAAGAUACUUCUUUAGCGAAAUCCUGAAAUGAAGAAAAUUGUAAGCGAAGCUAGAAAAAUCUAAAUUUUGAAUAAAUGGAGUCGACUCCCUUAGUCUAUGUUUAAUAUUUCCUGGUGA